This is a messenger RNA of Pseudovirgaria hyperparasitica, 1155 nucleotides long. RefSeq names its product galactose-1-phosphate uridylyltransferase. Gene Ontology annotation, biological process: beta-D-galactose catabolic process via UDP-galactose, Leloir pathway. Bases 1 to 1155 code for a protein of 384 amino acids. The record is from RefSeq and is a predicted model, not a curated record. The transcript is spliced from 6 exons. Lineage: Eukaryota; Fungi; Ascomycota; Dothideomycetes; Acrospermales; Acrospermaceae. Gene Ontology annotation, molecular function: UDP-glucose:hexose-1-phosphate uridylyltransferase activity; zinc ion binding. Gene Ontology annotation, cellular component: cytoplasm.
AUGCCUGAUGCAAUCUUGGACGAUAUCUCCCAUCGACGGUACAAUCCAUUGAGGGGCAGUUGGAUUCUGGUUUCUCCACACCGGACGAAGAGACCUUGGCAAGGUCAGCAGGAGCCAGCUAAGCAGACUGAGCUGCCCGACUAUGAUCCAUCUUGCUACCUUUGCCCGCGAAAUAAACGCGCUGCUGGGGACGAAAAUCCUGACUACGAGAGCACCUUCGUAUUCGUGAAUGACUAUAGCGCUGUCAAGGAGGAGCAAGCUCCAUAUCAAUCUGAAGAUCAGGACGGAGGUCUCACAAAUCGACUUCUACGCGCCGAAUCUGUGACUGGAAAAUGUUAUGUACUAACGUUCAACCGUGCACACAAUCUCACCCUGGCAGAUUUGUCCGCAGCUCAAAUUCAUCCCAUCGUUCAGACGUGGACACAGAUAUACACAGCACAUCUAUCACCGGAGUCUGCAUUAUCACAAGUGGCCCAAGCCACUACUAGAAUGCCUCGUGGACCAAAUGUCAGUAUCACCGCCCCAAAUGCUCAGUAUCGCUACAUGCAGAUCUUCGAAAACAAGGGACCUGCCAUGGGUUGCUCAAAUCCCCAUCCCCAUGGCCAGAUAUGGACAACCACCGGCAUGCCUGAAGAGCCGGGUCUGGAACUGGAGCAGCUCAAGAAAUAUCGACGAGAGCAGGGCGGUUCCCAUAUGUUGGAGGAUUACGCUCUACUCGAAUCGAUGAAGAAAGAGCGUAUUGUGUUCGAAAAUGGUUCAUUUCUGGUACUCUGCCCAUGGUGGGCUGUUUGGCCCUUCGAGACCAUGAUCCUCAGCAAGCAACAUAAGCGUGCAUUGGUAGAUUUCAACGAGCAGGAGCAGAUGGAUCUCGCUGAAUGUAUAUCUGAGACUACAAGACGUUAUGACAACCUCUUUGAGUGUCACUUCCCGUACAGCAUGGGACUCCACCAGGCACCGUUACAAGGUACAGAAGAGGAAAUAGAGGCUAGUCACUUCCACAUACAUUUCUACCCACCCUUACUACGUAGUGCUACGGUUCGAAAGUUCCUCGUUGGUUAUGAGUUGAUGGCCGAGCCUCAACGUGAUAUCACGCCUGAACAAGCAGCAGCUCGCCUGAGGGAACAAGGGGGCCCUCUAUAUCGCAAAAACCUAUAA